Molecule: messenger RNA, 999 nt
Organism: Leptinotarsa decemlineata (Colorado potato beetle)
Lineage: Eukaryota; Metazoa; Arthropoda; Insecta; Coleoptera; Chrysomelidae
Gene: beg
Product: malonyl-CoA-acyl carrier protein transacylase beg
Molecular function (GO): transferase activity
Source: RefSeq, a predicted model, not a curated record
AAGAAGUAGACGAAAACGUAGAAAGAGUGGUUACUUUUUGAAACAAGUAUCUACCGCAUUUACGAAGAUAAAUAAAGAUUCAACAGAGUGUGUUCCUAUGAAGUGAACUAUUCGUAAAAAUAAACGCAUUGCAAUUAUAUCCUAAUGUUUGUCCCUAAGCUUGUAUACAAAUAUUCCAACAAAACAAUUUUGAAAAAAUGUAAAGUAUGCAAGAAACUACCGGAUGUAAGGCAUAUAUCCUUUACGAAUCUUCUAAUGUGCGAGUCGAAAAAGGACGAUCCGCAAGAUUCACCUUUAAAAAAACUCUUGGAAGAAUCAUCGACCUUUCAGAACAUUUCUCCAUUAAGCAAAGAACAACAAUGGGCAACGCUACCUUAUACGGAAGACCCCAACACGGCGUUGUCACGAAAACAAGGAGAUUACUUCAAAAACCCAGGAAAUGACCCUCGAGACUCUUCCAUUAUACUUUUUCCAGGUCAAGGCACACAAUAUGUAGGCAUGGCUAAAGAGCUCAUGAAAUUUCCCAUGGCCAAAGACCUUUUCGAACUCGCCAACCACAUACUUGGUUAUGAUUUACUUAAAGUGUGUUUAAAAGGGCCUCAGGAGAAAUUGGACCAGACACAGUUUGCUCAACCGGCGAUAAUGGUUUCUUCUCUAGCAGCUAUUGAACAGCUCAAAGAAGAGCGACCUAAUGCUGUUGCAAACUGUGUGGCUACAGCUGGUUUUAGUCUUGGAGAAAUCACAGCACUUGUAUUCGCCGGUUCUCUUGGGUUUGAAAGAGCUUUACAGCUUGUGAAUAUUCGUGCUGAAGCAAUGCAACUGGCUGCUGAAGCAUAUAAAGGAGGCAUGCUCACUAUAAUGAUUCGACCUGAUAGUAAAUUGAAUUACGCCUGUUUGAAAGCUAAAGAUUGGGCUGUGGAUAAAGGAGAUCCAAUCCCUGAAUGCAAGAUCGCCAAUUACUUAUAUCCAGAUUGCAAGGUUGUGUCGGGUAGUGAAUCG